This is a messenger RNA of Tripterygium wilfordii, 1511 nucleotides long. RefSeq lists its product as uncharacterized. The coding region runs from base 91 to 1005 and encodes 304 amino acids. The transcript is spliced from 6 exons. NCBI's taxonomy places the organism in Eukaryota, Viridiplantae, Streptophyta, Magnoliopsida, Celastrales, Celastraceae. The record is from RefSeq and is a predicted model, not a curated record.
AGUGCAACCAAAGCAAACGUUAUUUACUAUACAAGUAUCACCGCUCGAGUACGGAAGCAGAGAGAGAGCGAGUGUAGGCAAAUCCCGGCAAUGGACAACUUUUGGAAGCAAGCGAAGGCAUUUGCAGAAGAAGCCGCGAAGCAAUCACAAACCCUAACCUCCUCAUCCAACAAGAUAGCAGAUCUAGUUGCCGAGACCGCGAAGAAAUCCAAGGAACUCGCUCUCGAGGCGUCCAAGAAAGCUGACCAGAUCAAGAUCGCCGCGCUCAAGCAAGCCGAUCAGAUCCAGCAAAUCAAGUCUUUCUCUGAUAUCAUUCCUCCGCAGCUAUCCUCUCUCUCCAUUGCAACCGCCGCUUCGUCGUCGUCGUCGUCCUCCUCCUCCGCACCCGAGAUCUCGGACGCUGAGCUUCUGAAGUUCGGUCUCACUGAUGAUUUGAGAGAUUUUGUUAAAGGAUUCACGUCUAGUACAUUCCAGCACUUUCCUAUUCAAGAUGAAUCGGAGACAUCUGAUGUGCCGACCACGGUAUCCAAUGUGCGUAAGGAUCUUACAGAAUGGCAAGAGAGACAUGCUACUCUGGUUCUCACUUCUGUCAAGGGAAUUUCAAGGCUAAGAUAUGAAUUAUGCCCCCGUACUAUGAAAGAAAGGAAAUUCUGGAGGAUAUAUUUUACCCUUGUUAGUACUCAUGUGGCUCAGUACGAGAAGGAGUACAUGGAGGAGGUUAAGCGAAAAGCUGAAGAGCAAAUGCAAGAUGAUAAAGUGAAAAAAGCUCCAUCAGUUGGAGAGGCAGAAGCAAUGGAAAAGAAUCCAAAAAGUAAAACUUCAAACGCAUCAGCUGAUCAGGAUUUGGAUACUUUUCUCCUGGGCGAUCUUGAGGAUAGUGAUGGGGGUCCAGAUGAUGGGGAUGGGGAUGGUGAUGGAAGCUUUGAUGAUGAUUUUGACAAGAUUGAAAGUUCGGAUGUUGAAGAUGAGAAGCAAUCAAAGAAAGUGCCAUCUGCUGCUGGUUAGAACGAUUCAUGCUCUGCAUAUUGUGGAGUGAAAAUAAGGAACUUGCUUUUGUAAAGAAUGGACCACAAAAAUGGCAGUGAAAAGCUAGUUGUUGAAAAGAAGCAAGCAGAGUUUGUUCUACUUCAAAUUGAGUGCCUAGCUGCAAAGAGGUGCAGCAUCGGUUUCUUUGCAAUUAUGCGAUAGAUUAACACGUGCUAUGCUUUGACGGUACUGAACAUUGGCAGGUUCUGGUGCCUGUUUCUUGAAGGAUUAGGGGAGGGCAGGACACUCAUUUGCCUUUGUACAGAUUUAACAUAUUUUAGCUCAAUGUUUUCCAGUUAAUGUUCAUCAUAAGUUACAACUGCUCUCUUGGUAUUUUUAUUUCUCUGGACAGCUUAAAAAUGGCUUUUCGUCGCUACUUGUGCCAUCUUAUUUAUACGCACGCUGCACGCAGGCAUUUGGUUGAUGUCAAAUGUAUAUUUGUUAUCAUAAGCUUGAGUUAUUUGGAACUGAGGAUUGGGAUCUUA